Molecule: messenger RNA, 4282 nt
Organism: Falco peregrinus (peregrine falcon)
Lineage: Eukaryota; Metazoa; Chordata; Aves; Falconiformes; Falconidae
Product: serine protease 55-like
Exons: 5
Coding region: 3142-4245 (367 amino acids)
Biological process (GO): proteolysis
Molecular function (GO): serine-type endopeptidase activity
Source: RefSeq, a predicted model, not a curated record
AUUUCCAUGGUAACUCUUCAGUAAGCAAGAUUUCUCCCCUCUGGAGAAAAAACAUUAUUCCAAAGCAUGUACAGAGAAUUAAGUUUGGAGGUAAGGAGCAUGUAAAGUACUGGAGGUCAGUGGGCUGAGGUGUGAGUUAAUGUUGUAGGGAGUGACUGUUUUCAGAAAUGGGUUCAUACGCAGUUGGCUGACCUGGUUUGUGAGGAGGAGGUUUGCUGCAUGGUGUCCAAACAGCACUGGAAUUAGCAAAUUGCUUCUGAUAAAUGGGUGUCAUUGAUCUUAGCCACAAUAAAUCAGGAAAAAAAAAAUUGCCUGGCUUUUUUCUUUCCCUCCCCUCACCUGAAGUAUGUUGGGGACAGCUUCUGUGGUAUUGGGGGCUGUGCUCUGAGGUGGCACUGGGUGCCAUGCUUCCUGAAAUGGGAGGCAGCAGCUCUGAAAUCUGCCCUGAACCCACCUUGAGCUCCAGAGCCCCAGUGAAUCACCAAAAUACACACUUUAAGACUUGUUCUGGUAACUCGUGCUUCUCUGUGGGACCUUGAUGAUGCACUUGCAGUGUCUGACAUUUUGAAAAUUCAGGAAUGGGGGCAGUGUGUUGCUCAGGCAUAAUCAACUUGUUGACAAACUUCAGGUGUGCAGGCUUGUGGUCUUUCUCCCAAGGUACUGGGAAAAUGAGACAGUUGUUCUUGCCCUUCUGGUGAAUGUUCUGGGUUGUUUUCUCCACUCUGUGGUUUUGUUAUGCUGAGGAUGGCUGGCAUGACUUGCCGGGGAAUAGAGAUUAUUCUGAAACAACCUGCAAACACCUUUGAGUCUGUAGGAAAAAACCCAGCUUCUGUGACCCAGCACCUGCAGUUUGCAAGUCACGCACGCUAUAAGGGACAGCUGCGUGGGUGGGUCUUGUUUAUUCCUGCUUGGAAACCUUGCAAUGCGGCUCACAAUGCUGCUGCUCGGUGCGGGUGGGAACUCCGCAGAGGGAGGUGGGUGUGGGUGCAGGCAGGGACUGCUUGGGUGAGGGGCAAAGGUGCCUCUUUUGCUUUGUGUCUGUCUUGAAAGGUAAUGAGGUGCCACGCAACAGAAGCGUGUAGCUGCUUGCUGUGUUAGUGAAGCUAAGCAUGCCCGGCUGGGCAGAGGGCUUUCUGCAGCAGUGGAUGGAUGGUGGGGGCACAAGCACCCCGACUGCCCUGCUGCGAGGCCACUGGGCUGUUGUGGCUGAGCUGGUGGCUGGGGCUUGCUGUGGGGACUGGAGGGAGCUGAAGCAUGUGCAUUGGUCCGGAGGGGACAGAUAAAAAUAUCUCAAGGGCCAGUGUCAGGGGGCCGGGGCCAGGGCCGGGCUCUUGUCAGCGGUGCCUAGCGACAGGACAAGGGGCAACGGGCACAAACUGCAGCACAGGGAGCUCCGUGGGGAGAGCAGGAAAAACUUCUUUCCCUUGAGGGUGCCGGAGCACGGGGACAGGCUGCCCAGAGAGGCUGUGCAGUCUCCUCUGGGGACGUCCAGAGCCCACCUGGAUGUGAUCCUGUGCAGCUGCUGUAGGAGAGCCUGCUUGAGCAGGGGUGUGUGGGAGUGGAGGACAGAGAGUGUCUGAAGAGAGAUGUAUGAGAGGAGAAUAGAGAACGUCAGCUCUGGCAGGAGCUGAGAGAACAGCUGGCUCUUGUGCAGGAAAGUAAGGAAGAUGAAGGCGGUGAUGUAGCAGUGCCAAGGCGCCUGCAGGCCUGCAGUGCUCCAGAGCUGUGGAACUGCACCAGGGGUUUCUGCCCUGAGCCCCGUGGUACACACAGCUGGGAUGUGUAUCCGGGCUCAGAGGUGUAAAUAUGGGCUUCUCUGUAGAAUAAAGCGUCUCUGCCUGCACCACAGCCGCAGCCCGGGCCUUCAUACGCUGCAAAAUGGCGUCCCACAGUGGGGUUUGAGUAGGAGGCUCACGGAGCCCGAACUGGUGGCAUAGCCGGGCUGAACCAGCAUCCGUGGAAAAUUUUGUGCACCCUGAUGCCGAAAAACCUCAGAAUGAAGAAAACUGCUAAGAGACUUUCUGUACUUUUAGCAGGAAGGUAUUUAUUAUCUCCUCAGGGGAGGAGGUGGUUCGCACCACACAAACUCGCUCCAAAGCAGAGGUGCGAAACAGGGUAAUUUAUACAUUUAACAUACGUGAUUGCAACAUCUCUUCGUACAUUAUUCAUGUGAUAACAACAUCUCAUUGCAUAUUAAUGAUAGGUGGAGUCUAGGCAGAGCCUGGGCAGCGUUUAAGCAGAGUCUUCUCUUGGCAUCAAUUUUGAGAGGGUUGUUCCGGCCUUCGGCCCCGCUCAGGUGGUCUUCCUCAGAGUUGAAUCUUUCAGCUUUCUUUCAUAAGUGACCCUGCCAGGAUCCUUUACAUAAAUCUCUGCUUGCUACCAUUUUCUUCUAUUGGUGUGUCUACCUAAUUUAUGAUUUCUAGUACCUGGUACGGUAAUUUCCAACAAUGGCUUAGGCCUGGGUACAGUGAGCAAGAACAGAGUGAUUCGGCGCUACACGCUGCGGUUCCUCAGGAACCAAGCUGAGCAAUUUGCAAGGCAGAAUGGGGCUUUUUCAGACCUGAGACUCAUCUCAGGUGGAUCUUUAGGAUUUUAGGCCUUAUUCCUUUUUAAUAAUCAGUAACGGUGAAAUGCUAAUGAGUCAGCCUCGUGGAUUAGUUUUUUAAGCUGGAUUUGGUCUCAUAAGCCACCCUCGCCCACAACAAAGUGGCUGCCUCAGCAUCUUCGGUACCAUACUUCUGGUUUGGCACCGUUUGAAAUUUACCCUGCCACAGAGCUGCCCCUUCCUUCUGAGAACAGCCAUGGCCUAAAUGAAGAAAAGAAAAUUAAUUUGGAGUUUGACAGGCUUCAGCACUUUUCAGAGUCAAAGAUGAAAGCUGAUGUGGGAUCAGCACCUGAGGUCUUUGGAGAGAAGAACAUGGUUCAAGACCCAAAAAGGGCUACAGCACCCAACUCAUUAAGUCCACUACUGCAAUACCCUGUGGAAGUCACUCCAGGAUACGGACGGGGAUUUCACUGCUGCCCCAUCCCUACCAUAGCUAAAGCAAAGCCCAAGCCUCUGGGAAACCACUGCGCUUUCCCCAUCGCCUUCGGAAGGACAGCGUCCAACAGUGAUGUCAACAGAAACAAAGGGAAUGUGUGAUGUCACAGCCUGGUUGCGCUGUGACCCUGGUUGCGGCAGGGAAGUGCGUUGCCUUUGGUGAGAACGCAAGAGUAGGGAAGGCGUCCUGUGGUGUCUGCAGGAGCACCACUGCUCUGAACGUUGUCGAAGUGUGUCGGUCCAGGACUGGGAUUGAAAUGCUGUGCUUCACCCUCCUCUGUUUCGCUUUUCUGAUCGGCAGCAUCAAUGCAGAGUGUGGCCUCCGACCAUCUUACGAGCCCUUUCGGGACACUGGCAAGAUGAUCGCGGCAAGGAGAUACGCCAAGGCUGGGGAGUUCCCAUGGCAUGUGAGCAUCCAGAGCAAGGGGAAACAUAUCUGUGGAGGCACCAUCAUCAGCAGAUCGUGGAUAUUAACUGCUGCCCAUUGCUUUGGAGAAGAGGUGCCACCAGACCUGACCGUCGCAAUGGGGGGAAAUGACCUCAGCCUCCCGCUGGAAGAACAUAAACCGGAGAGCCUGAUCAUCCACGAAGGAUUUGACAAUACGAGCAUGGAAAAUGAUAUCGCUCUGAUCCUGCUCAGCUUUCCCAUCCAGUUCAGCAAUAAGAAAAUACCCAUCUGCUUGCCCUUCAUGUACAACAACGAUAUGUGGCAACACUGCUGGGUUGCUGGGUGGGGAACCCCAAGCAACUCCAAGACAGCAGCUGCGGAGGCACCAACCCACGUGCUGCAGAAAGCGCGGAUGAAGCUUGUCAGCAGGGAGCAGUGCUUGGAGCGGAUCCCACCGCUAAUGGAGAACGUGCUGUGUGCUGAGCUGGAGAAAGGAGAAAGAGGUCCCUGCCAGGUCAACAGCGGGGGACCUCUGGUUUGCAGCUACUGGAGCACCAUGAAGUGGUUUCAGGUCGGCAUCGUCAGCUGGGGAGAAGAUUGCGCAGUAAAGCCAAACCCUCAGAUCUUAGUGUCAGUUUACAGCUAUCGUGACUGGAUCGAGAAGGAGACAGCCAGAAGAGGGAAACCUUUCUUCACUGAAGGCAUGGAUAACCAUGCAAAUGCCAUGCUGAUUCCUUCCGGGGCUGGCACGCAGCUGGCAUUCCUUGAGUUUUGUCUCCUUUUAUUUAUCUCUUUAGGAGCAAUUAGAUUACUGUAGAGGAGAUUUCCCCAAACAUAAUAAAAGUCAGAACUAC